CGGACUCGUCUUGUACCCAAAGUACUUGAAGUCCCAGAAAGAGAUAAUGGACUCGUCUUGUACCCGAAGUACUUGAAGUCCUAGUUAAACAAAGAGUAAAAGAAAAGUUGAUUUUCUUGAUACUACAGUUUUAUACAAUAAUAUGUUUAUAUUAUCAAACAAAGCAAAGCCAGUCCAGCUGCUCCGCAACAAUACCUCACUGUCGCGCUUCCAUCCAAAACACUACACGAUGAUGCCUCGCCGUCUCCGUACGCCGCUUCAAACGGCCCAGCAAUCGCCGCCUCCGCCGUCUUCCGUCACUGCUCAACCGAAGCAAGAGAGAAGCAACGUCCGCCGCCGCCGCCGCCGCGUAGUUCUCUCUCCGACGACGCUCUUCCUUCUCCUCUUCCUUCUGCAAGCUCACUGCUAUUUCCCAGCAGCUGUCCUCAGCAACGCCGCGUCUCCGCCGCUCGCGGCGUCUCUGCUUCCGUCCGACGCCGUCUCGCUUCUGAUGUUCAAGUCCAAGGCGGACCUCAACAACAAGCUUCACUACACGCUCAACGAGCGGUUCGAUUACUGUCAAUGGCAAGGAGUGAAGUGCUCUCAGGGCCGGGUGGUCCGUCUCGUCCUCCAAGGCUCCAAUCUCCGGGGUGUAUUCGCCGCCGAUUCGCUAACUCGGCUCGACCAGCUCCGGAUUCUGAGUCUAAAGAACAACUCGCUCACCGGCGCCAUUCCUGACCUCGCCGGACUCCCGAACCUCGAAACCCUAUUCCUGAACCAUAACGACUUCUACGGAGCUUUUCCCCUCUCUCUCAUCUCCCUUCACCGCCUCGUCAUUCUCGAUCUGGCUCAUAACAAUCUCACCGGCCCGCUGCCCGGCGGACUGGCGGUUCUCAGCCGCUUGAACUACCUCCGCCUCGACUGUAACCGCUUCGACGGCUCCAUUCCGCCGUUGAACCAGUCGGAGCUCAGAGUAUUCAAUGUUUCCAGAAACAACCUCACCGGGCCGGUUCCUGUCACCCCGGUUCUAUCCAGGUUCACAAUUUCUUCAUUCUCAUCCAACCCUAACCUCUGCGGCGCGAUUGUCGACAGGCCUUGCGGAGCUUCUUCAUUCUUCAAAUCCCCUCCUGCUAAGGUCUGGCCGCCGGCCCAGCCGCUCCACCAGGAUGCUCAGCCACCUGGACAUAUCCCGCCACCUGCUCUACGGCGGCACAAGAAAACCGGCAUAAUUCUAUGCAUCGUCGUGGGAUUCCUGGUCCUAAUUGCAGCAGUUUUGUCCCUCUUGGCCUUAAUCAGAAAGCAGAGUGAAGAAAUGGAGCCCAAUUCCACAAAAGUGACAUCGAACACAGGCAACCAUAACAUGGAGAAUGUGAUGAGCUUAACUCAAGAGGAAAACAUCGAAGAAGAUGCCAAACAAAGAAAAAUACAAAAGUCACGACCGCCUCUGAAGAGAGGAAGUCUGCAGUUCUGUCAAGGGGAGGCAGAAAUGUAUUCUUUAGAGCAGCUCAUGAGAGCUUCCGCGGAGCUGCUAGGAAGGGGCACAAUUGGGACAACAUAUAAGGCAGUGAUGGAUACACAAGUUAUUGUCUCCGUUAAACGACUGGAUGCCGGAAAAACUUCAAUAACAAGCGCGGAUGCAUUCCUGCAGCACAUGGAAGCUGUAGGAGCUCUGCGGCAUCCGAAUUUGGUGCCUGUUAGGGCUUACUUCCAGGCCAAACAGGAAAGGCUAAUCAUCUAUGAAUAUCAACCCAAUGGCAGCCUCUUCAAUCUCCUCCAUGGUUCAAGAUCAACAAGGUCAAAGCCGCUUCACUGGACAUCGUGUCUAAAAAUCGCAGAAGAUGUGGCUCAAGGGCUUGCCUACAUCCACCAAGCAUCAAUGCUCAUUCACGGCAACUUGAAAUCCACUAAUAUUCUCCUCGCCUCAGACUUCGAGGCAUGUCUAGUAGAUUACUGCAUAAUAACACUAGCAGACGUUUCUCCCGGCGACGACCCUGACUCCGUGCGCUACAAAGCCCCUGAGGCACGCAAGUCUUUGCGGCGUGCCACCUCAGCUUCCGACGUCUACUCUUACGGCGUCCUUCUGUUGGAGCUCUUGUCUGGCAAACAUCCUUCCCAGCAGCCAUUCCUCUCCCCUGCUGAUAUGCCAGAGUGGGUUAGAACUGUGAGGGAAGACGACGAAGAAGAUGAAGACAGAUGGCUUGAAAUGCUAGUUGAACUAGCAAGUAUUUGUAGCUUGACAUCCCCAGAGCAGAGGCCCACUAUGAGACAAGUCCUAAAAAUGAUUCAGGACAUUAAGGAUUGCAAUGGUUGAGUCCUGGAAAUGCUCAGAAAUGGAUCAAUGGAUGUUUCAAAACUUUUUUGGAUUUCCGUUAUAGUGGGGAGCGGUCAACAGGUACGGUCAACUGUAAAUGUCAAAAAUUUUAAUGUACCCAUGUGAGGGAUGGCAACAGUUUCCAUCUGCGUAGAGGUCAUAAUCUCCAUUUAUGUGAACUUUAUUUUUACCCAUUCCCUUGUUGCAAAAGGGUGGCUAAGGCCUUGCGUCAACCAUGUGUCCAUAUGUACUUUUAAGUUGUAACUUCCACCUAGGUGCUAGGGAUAAGGGAUGGAUAUAAGGAUAGGUCGGAUCGGGCUGGUCUUUCAA
Messenger RNA from Cuscuta campestris, 2620 nucleotides. The record is from the annotation of a GenBank genome assembly. NCBI's taxonomy places the organism in Eukaryota, Viridiplantae, Streptophyta, Magnoliopsida, Solanales, Convolvulaceae.